GGCUUUUGGCAUUUCGCUCGUGCGCAAUUUAUUGCGUAUUCUGUGAAGUUUCGCGAUUUGUCUUGAUUUAUAGUUUGUUUAAUAUACUAAAUACUAAUUUAGUGCAGGACACAUUGGAAAAUGGUGGAAACUUUGGAGUACAACGACAUAAAUGCCGAAGUGCGCGGCGUUUUGUCUUCUGGACGCCUGAAACUCACCGAACAAAACAUUAUCUUCAAGAACAACAAAACGGGCAAGGUGGAGCAGAUUGCCGCGGAUGAUAUAGAUUUGAUCAAUUCGCAAAAAUUCGUCGGCACCUGGGGCCUGCGUAUCUUUACAAAGAGCGGUGCGUUGCAUCGCUUUACUGGUUUUCGUGAUAGCGAGCAUGAGAAACUGGGCAAGUACAUCAAGGAAGCCUAUUCGCAGGAAAUGGUGGAGAAGGAGAUGUGUGUCAAGGGCUGGAACUGGGGCACAGCUCGCUUCAUGGGUUCCGUGCUGAGCUUCGAUAAGGAUACAAAAACAAUUUUUGAAGUGCCCUUGUCGUAUGUGUCACAAUGCGUCACCGGCAAGAAUGAGGUCACGCUGGAAUUUCAUCAGAACGACGAUGCACCAGUUGGUCUGCUCGAAAUGCGUUUCCACAUACCGGCUGUGGAGUCAGCGGACGAGGAUCCAGUCGAAAAGUUCCAUCAAAAUGUCAUGAACAAGGCGUCGGUAAUAUCGGCCUCGGGCGAGUCCAUUGCCAUAUUCCGCGAAAUACACAUUCUGACGCCGCGUGGUCGGUACGACAUCAAAAUCUUCUCGACCUUCUUCCAGCUGCACGGCAAGACAUUCGACUACAAAAUACCCAUGGACUCGGUACUGCGACUGUUCAUGCUGCCGCACAAGGAUAGUCGUCAAAUGUUCUUUGUCCUCUCGCUGGAUCCGCCUAUCAAACAGGGCCAGACACGCUAUCAUUACCUUGUGCUGCUAUUCGCGCCCGACGAGGAGACCACAAUUGAGUUGCCCUUCAGCGAGGCGGAGCUACGCGACAAGUAUGAGGGCAAGCUGGAGAAGGAACUGUCCGGGCCGGUCUAUGAGGUCAUGGGCAAGGUGAUGAAGGUCCUGAUCGGGCGCAAGAUAACAGGCCCAGGCAAUUUCAUUGGACAUUCCGGCACCGCUGCCAUCGGCUGUUCGUUCAAGGCAGCUGCCGGCUAUCUGUAUCCGCUGGAGCGCGGCUUCAUCUAUAUACACAAGCCACCGCUGCAUAUACGUUUCGAGGAGAUCAGCUCAGUGAAUUUUGCGCGUAGCGGCGGUUCGACGCGCUCCUUUGACUUUGAGGUCACCCUCAAGAAUGGCACUGUGCACAUCUUCUCCUCCAUUGAGAAGGAGGAGUAUGCCAAGCUGUUUGACUUCAUCACACAGAAGAAGCUGCAUGUGAGCAACAUGGGCAAGGACAAGAGCGGCUACAAGGAUGUUGACUUUGGCGACUCGGACAAUGAAAACGAACCGGAUGCAUAUCUGGCACGACUCAAGGCCGAGGCACGCGAGAAGGAGGAGGAAGACGAUGAUGGCGACGAUUCCGAUGAGGAGUCCACGGACGAGGACUUCAAGCCCAACGAAAAUGAAUCGGAUGUGGCCGAGGAGUAUGACAGCAAUGUGCAGAGCGACUCGGACGACGACAGCGAUGCCAGCGGCGGUGGCGGAGGUGGCGGCGGCGACAGCGAUGGAGCGUCUAAAAAGAAGCACAAAGAAAAGAAACGCGAAAAGAAAGAGAAAAAGGAGAAGAAGCACAAAGAAAAGGAGCGAACAAAGAAGACCACCAAGAAGAAGGACAGCAACAAACCGAAGCGUCCUACGACAGCGUUUAUGCUGUGGCUAAGCGAGACGCGUGAGCAGAUCAAGCGCGACAAUCCGGGCAUAAAGGUCACCGAAAUCGCCAAGAAGGGCGGUGAGAUGUGGAAGGAGCUGAAGGACAAGUCCAAGUGGGAAGAGAUGGCCAGCAAGGACAAGCAACGCUAUCAGGAUGCGAUGCGUAACUACAAACCAGGUGCCGGUGGCGAUGCUGCUAGCGACGACGACGAAACUUCCAGCAGCAAAGCACCAAAGAAACGCAGCUCUGACGUCUCCCCAACGAAAAAGUCGAAUACCUCUGGCAGUGGUUUCAAGAGCAAGGAGUACAUAUCGGAUGAUGAUUCCACCAGCUCAGAUGAUGGCAAAAACGCUAGCAGUGAGCCGGCCAAAAAGAAGAGCAAAUCGAGCGAGGCCACAUCGAAGAAGAAGGCCAAAGAGAGCGAAAGCGAAGCGGAGGCCACCGAUGAGGAGACCAACGAAUCYAAUGAUGAUGAUGAGGAUGAGGCCAGUGAUUAGUUACGAACAUUUCCACCCACACACAGUUGCACACACGCACGCAUACCAACAUGUGUUUAGCUCUAAGUUAACUGUUAUAAACAGGCUAGCAAAACAGCUCGCUUGGUCUAGAAUUUGUCUUUUCAUUAAACAUUUACCGCUA
Messenger RNA from Drosophila arizonae, 2467 nucleotides. RefSeq names its product structure specific recognition protein (gene Ssrp). Gene Ontology annotation, cellular component: nucleus; FACT complex. Gene Ontology annotation, molecular function: DNA binding; nucleosome binding; histone binding. The record is from RefSeq and is a predicted model, not a curated record. Gene Ontology annotation, biological process: regulation of chromatin organization. NCBI's taxonomy places the organism in Eukaryota, Metazoa, Arthropoda, Insecta, Diptera, Drosophilidae.